This is a messenger RNA of Abrus precatorius (Indian licorice), 2253 nucleotides long. RefSeq lists its product as uncharacterized. The record is from RefSeq and is a predicted model, not a curated record. The transcript is spliced from 6 exons. NCBI's taxonomy places the organism in Eukaryota, Viridiplantae, Streptophyta, Magnoliopsida, Fabales, Fabaceae. The coding region runs from base 1 to 2253 and encodes 750 amino acids.
AUGUAUAACCUACCUCCAUGGCUUUGCAUGAAGCAAAAAUAUAUGAUGCUUUUUGUGUUAAUCUCUAGUCCUAAACAACCUGAAAAUGACAUUGAUGUGUACUUGUCUCCUUUAAUUGAAGAUUUGAAGUUAUUGUGGGAUAAUGGCAUAGAAGUAUAUGACGAAUUUAGAGAUGAAAAUUUCACGGUGAAGGCAAUGUUGUAUGGAAUAAUUAAUGACUUUCCUACAUAUAGAAAUCUUUCUGGUUAUAGCAUCAAAGGUCACUGUGCAUGUCCAAUAUGUCAGGAAAAAAUAGAUUAUGUAAGACUAGACCAUUGUCACAAAAAUGUUUUCAUGGGACAUCGUAGGUGGUUGUCAAAAAAUCAUCCUUUCAGAAAAAUGAAAAAAGCUUUUAAUGGAAGUUGUGAAGAACGACGAUGUCCUUAUUUGAAGAGAGGAGAAGAAAUAUUUGAUGAGGUUAAACAUAUAAGAACAACAUUUGAAAAACUUUUUGCCAAACAAAUUUCAACUUGUGAUUGGUACAUUAUUAAACAUUGUGGAAAAAAAGAAGAUGACAUCAAUGCAAGACUUGACUUGGUGAAGUUGGGAAUACGAUUUGAUUUGGCUCCAGUGAAGAAAGGAAAGCGGACCUUUUUAUCGCCAACAGCAUGUACCUUGCUAGAUAUGAGAAACAUGCUUUAUACUAUUCACUUGGUGGAAGAGACAAAAUUGUGUGGCCCUGCAUAUAUGCAAUGGAUGUAUCCCGUUGAAAGAUAUAUGAAGAUUUUAAAAGGGUAUGUUAAGAAUAGAAGCAGACCAGAGAUUUGUAUUGCUAAACGAUAUUUAGUGGAAGAAGCAGUGAAAUUUUGCAAUGAAUAUCUGUCAAAUGUUGAAUCAUGUGGCAUUCCAAAAUCACGUCACACAGGAAAGACUUUAGGGGAAGGUAGCAGUGGUUGUCAACAAAUAGAGGUCCCUAGACUGCAUUGGGAACAAGCACACUUGUAUGUAUUACAAAACACUCCUAAAAUUGAACCAUAUAUAAGCUUGCACAAAGAGACAUUGAAGCGUAGAAAUCCUUCCAGAUGUGAGAAUUGGAUAACAAAAGAACAUAACCAGCGAUUCCUUGGAUGGCUACAAGAAUAUGUUGGUGAACAGUUGAAACAGAAUAACAAUUCAGUAGCAGAAAUGAUUCAAUGGUUGUCAAAAGGUCCUUGUAUUGAUGCCUUUUCAUACACUUCGUACUUAGUCAAUGGUUUCACAUUUUACACAAAACAGCAUGACGACCAAAGCACAAUGCAGAAUAGUGGGGUCACUCUGGUUGCUGAAUCAUUGCAUAUCUCCAAUGCAAAGGAUAAAAAUCCAAUAUAUGCAAAUAUGUCAUACUUUGGAGUCAAUGAACAUAUAUGGGAGUUGGAUUACACUAACUUUCGUGUAGCAAUCUUUGGAUGCAAGUGGGUAGACAACAAUAGUGGUGUUCGAAUUGAUGAUAUGGGCUUUAUAAGGGUCGAUUUUAAAAAGGUCGAUUACCAAGAUGAUUCGUUUAUCCUUGCAUCACAGGCUCGACAGGUGUUCUAUGUCGAAGAUCCUGUUAACAAGUCAUGGUCAAUUGUCCUAAUGUCUAAUAAAAUAAAUGCUUUCACCGAUGGAGAAUUAACAGAAGAAGAAGUUAAUAUGGAAAAUGAUCCUUUAAGAAGUGUUAAACACAUGUCAAUUGUUGAUACAUUAACAGAUGACGAGGAUAUUUAUGCAAGACAUAAUCAUGAAGAGGGCAUUUGGUUGAAUCCGUCAUUUCAUUCAAUAAAAGGACAUAGGAAACUUAAGAUGACUUCUUCAGAUAACAUGGACGGGAGUACCCCUCAUCAAUCCACUGAGGCAAAUAAGAAGGGUAGAGGGAUUACCAAAUUUAAGUCCAUUAGCAAAUCAAGAAAGUUAGGACAAAAGUUACAGGUUGGCUGGAAUGGAAAAGGUCAACUGAUAGACCCUAACAGAUCAAAAUUUGCACAUUUCAUUGGCUUUGUUACUAGGAGUACAGUGCCAAUCAGUUAUUCUGAUUGGACAAAUGUCCCUACUAAUGUUAAAGAACACAUUUGGGAGCAAGUUGAGCAAACUUUUGAAGUGGAUGAUGUUCACAAAGAUUUUGUUCUUUUUUUAGCAGGACGAGACCUUUGUGCAUUCCAAACACGUUUGAGAAAACAUAUCUAUGACAAAGAUAGAAAUUAUGUCCCCCAUCCUCCGGAUAAGUAUCAGAGAUUCAUCACAAUCACUGAUCACUAG